AUGGCGCUGGCUACUAAUCUUCAACCGCUGGCUUAUGCCGUGGCCUACGUUACCUUCUUUCUGGGCACCACCUCGACCUUUCUGAGGUUUUACAGUCGUUACGUCGAUGAGAGUCUGAGGAAAUGGAGACGGGAUGACUACUUCGCUGUGGUGGUUUUCAUCUUCAGUGUCGCUCAGCAGGGUGUCUUGCACAUGUUCCUCUACUGGGGAUGCGGGCUACAUAUGGACGCUCUUAAUACCUUCCAACAACUGGAAAUUGUCAAGUGGCUCUUUGUCGAGGAGAUAGUCUACUACUCCGUACAUUGGGUUAUGAAAUCCGCCUUUCUCUUCUUUUACCUCCGGCUUGCGCGGGAGAGUGCCGAGUUUAGCUAUGCUGUCUACGCUGGCCUUGGUCUUAACACAAUCAACAUCGGCCUAGACAUGUACAUCCUCCUUCUCCCCAUCGCCAUGCUUUGGAACUGUCAAAUCAGCUUCCGCAAAAAGAUCGCCGUCCUCAGCGUCCUCACCUUCGGCAGCAUCUCCGUCAUCAUCGCCACCUUCCGCCUCAUUCCACUCCUCGAAUUGGGAUCUCAAUCUGACGAACCCAUCGACACAUCCUGGGUUCUCGGCAAAAUGAUCAUAAUCGCCGCCCUGGAGACGCAAUUCGCGAUUGUCGCAGUCAACCUCCCUUCGCUCAAGAAACUCUGCACCAACUUCACCGGCGAAGAGAGUCUCGUUGAGGAACCGCAGAACUUGAGGUGGAAAGCGAAGAAAUUGACUUCGCAAUGCAGCGACGACUCUGACGACGACGAAUUCUACGUCUCGGGUGGAAAUGGACGCGGAUACCAUUGGCGCAAGAGCAAGGCUAGCUCGCAUACAAGUUUCCGGACAAGCAUCGCACCCAGUUUCGCUACGGAUGAGGAAUCGCUUCAGGCCAGUGUUGCUGUUGCGCUUCCGGUGCUGUGGGUCAAGUCGAAUGUUCAGACGAGGACACUUCUUGAGGACGUAUGGCAGGCCGGAGUCGAGGCGGCCAGAGAGUAG
Molecule: messenger RNA, 1020 nt
Organism: Alternaria triticimaculans
Lineage: Eukaryota; Fungi; Ascomycota; Dothideomycetes; Pleosporales; Pleosporaceae
Exons: 5
Coding region: 1-1020 (339 amino acids)
Source: RefSeq, a predicted model, not a curated record